Molecule: messenger RNA, 1431 nt
Organism: Drosophila serrata
Lineage: Eukaryota; Metazoa; Arthropoda; Insecta; Diptera; Drosophilidae
Product: IDLSRF-like peptide
Molecular function (GO): protein binding
Source: RefSeq, a predicted model, not a curated record
AUAUACAACAACAACAAAAAAAUAUAACAAACAACCGAAAAACAACCAAACGGGUUAAAGCUUGCAUGUAGUCCGUAGAAACCACGUAGUAAACGUAAACGAAACGUAACGAAUCGAAACUUUAUAGUAACGUUAAAGAUAGGGAAUACGGAAAAAGGUCGCAGCUAAUUUCUGGUGCGUAUAACUCCAUUAGAGAACGAUUAGCGUAUCGAAGGACGAACGAAAGGACGAAGGGAGAGCCCGUUGCAGUGGCUGAGGGGGCCAAAGCGGUAAUUCAAUCAGAGGGCCGCCGAGUGGCACGAGGAAAAGUUGCCGGAAAACUGCUUCUGCGAAAGAGCAGAAACCCCUGAAACUAAAGUGAAAAAACGAAGAUAGAAAACCCCAUCAAAACACUUGGUUAAAGUGGAAAACGUGUGCGGGUGCGUGCGCGUGUGAAAAACUUUUCGAUUCCAAGGCGAGUGUUUCAAUUUUUCGACACCCCGGCAGUCCAUGGACGUGGACCAUCAUCAUCAUCACCACCACCACCGCCGUUAUCUCAACAUGUGGCCCACCUACGCUGUGUGCCUGCUGCUCCUGCAGGCCACCACCGGCACGAUGGCCAUCGAUUUGAGUCGUCUCUAUGGCCACAUGGCCAAUCCCAUUGUGAAGCGGAGUGAUGCCUGUCAUCCAUACGAGCCCUUUAAGUGCCCCGGCGAUGGUAAUUGCAUUUCCAUCCAAUAUUUAUGCGAUGGUGCACCCGAUUGCUCCGACGGAUACGACGAGGACAUGCGUCUCUGCACCGCGGCCAAGAGGCCGCCGGUGGAGGAGACUGCAUCCUUCCUUCAGAGCCUGAUCGCCUCCCACGGACCCAAUUACCUGGAGAAGCUGUUCGGUAGCAAGGCACGUGACGCCCUCUCACCCCUGGGCGGAGUGGACAAGGUCGCCAUCGCUCUGAGCGAGUCGCAAACGAUUGAGGACUUCGGCGCUGCCCUCCAUCUAAUGAGAUCGGACUUGGAACACUUGCGCUCGGUUUUCAUGGCUGUGGAGAACGGGGAUCUCGGGAUGUUAAAGUCAUUGGGAAUCAAGGACUCGGAACUGGGCGAUGUGAAGUUCUUCUUGGAGAAGCUGGUCAAUACCGGCUUCCUCGACUGAGUAGCGCCAGAUCCGGCUUCUGGAUUUUAUUACGCACACGCACAACCCAUCAAUCCUAAUUUCUAUUCGUAUUUGGGCACGCCCUAUGAUAAUUAUAAUUAUUAAAUGCGAAUCUCACCAACAGACAGACACACACCACACACGUAUCUACACUCAUCGUUCCGUUACAGAAAACACACAUUACACCCAUUUCCAAUCAUUUCAGCCAGAAGAUAUUUUCUCAAACUCUAUUUUUGAGUAUAAUUUAACCUUUUUGCUUUCGAAAACCUCUUAUUAAAUAUUUAUUUAUUUUAUUUUCUG